UUUGAUUACAUUCAACAAAAACAAACACUAUGCAUAAAUGAUGUUUUUUUCUCCAUAUAAAUGCCUUCUCCUUUGUUCUGGACGUGAAAGGGUUAAGCAGAGGGGGCGCAGCAGCCUCGGCUCUUCUGGGUGGAGUGAAGUUUGGACAUCUACUACGACUAAUUAGCCGUGUGGAGGGCAUGACGAAGUGAAAACAGCAGAAAGAAGAAUAAAAACACCCAGAAAGCGAAGAGAGGAGCGCUGCGGCUGAGAUGAGUGACGUGAGUGAAGAAUCGCUGCUGGAUUAUUUUUACGCAGCGGGAGGAAAUUCGGGCAGAGUGAGAAACGCAGACAUGCUGAAGACAUUUAAGCCGUUUAUUGGCCACGCUGACCCGCAGCUACGGGCUAAAUACAGAGAGGAAUUCAAACUCGUCAUCGACCGCAUCGCUGUGGUCAAGUCAGAGAACGGUGAGAAGUACCUCAUUCUAAAGAAGAAGUACAGGCACCUCCUGCAGGAGAGGCAAAACAACCAUCGUGGGACAGACGGAGAGCAGCAGAACCAUCUGAGCCUGGCCAGAACGUCAGCCACUGCUCAUUGGGAGACAACGGACCCCCCGACCGCAUCCCCCCACCUGAAGGAACAGCAGGAUGAGCCCAUGGCUUGUGGAGAGCCUGAUGCAGAGUCCGAGUCGGAGCAUGACGAGGAGUGCACCGGCAGCGUGGGCUCCACCGCCGUCGCCUUGGAUCCCAUAGAGAAAGAGUGGAUCUAUUCGGCUGCCAGCGCCCGAGUGCCUGACCUCUUGCAGCUGCUAACACAGGACCCGUUGCUUGCAAAUAAAAAGGAUUUUACCUCGGUGAGUAUCACAGCUCUGCACUGGGCGGCCAAGCACGGUAACAAAGACAUGGCGGCUCUGGUGGCUGACGCUGGGGCUGAUGUCAACACUAAAUCAUAUCAUGUGUGGGGCAGCCAUGUUGGAUUUGGAGGCGGCAUGCGAUCCAGAAGAGGUGAAACCACAAAGGUUGUCUGGUCCAUGAUGAUGUCUGGCUGCUCAGCCGAUGUAGAGUCCCUACUAGAGCAUUUCUAUGCUAGACUGGACCCGGUGUUGGAUCACCUGAACUGUGCAGUCCCAGCACACCUGCAGCUGUUGACCAUUCUCAGGUUUCCUGCAAUUGGCUCGUUUGAGUUCGCCUUUUCUCAUUUUACUAAACACGGAUACACACCUCUGCAUAUCGCAGCCCUACAUGGUCACCUGCACAUUCUGGACCUGCUUGUGGGAACUUAUGGGGCUAAAGAAAACUUACGAGACUACAGCGGCCAUUUUCCCAGCCAUUAUCUGAGCAUCAAAGAGCCUGAAGGUCCAGGAGAAGACUUUGAGCUGCAGUUCCACGUCACUCAGGCCAGAGAGCGGAACAAGAACAGGAAGUUGGCUUCGUUGUUCCAGUCCAAGAAGAAGUGGGGUUCAGCAGAGGAGCUGGCUCCGAUCGAGGAGGAGAGGGUCGGCUCUCAUCAGCUCAGCGUUCCUGCUUUCAGACCCAGGAAGUUCUCUCGCUGACGAAGAUAACACUCACGUGGACCAACUUUUACUUUGUUUAUAUUAUGAGAACACACACACACACACACACACUUGAGCAGCUCAGGCAGCUUACAAGAACUCGGAGACAAACAUGGACGCUGAGUUGUAACACAGGUUUUUGUUAUUGAUUGUAUUUAUUCUGAAGCCGAUAGCAUUUCAUUGGUUGUUCUAAAUGCAGGUUCAGUUAAUUUUUAAUAGUUAAAAGUCACCAGAUAGAUGGAUUUAGUGUAAUGGCAAAAAAACAUCAAAAUGUUUCAGAAUAAAUGUCAUCUGGUCUGUUAUUGAUGCCUUUUAGAGCUUUUGAUGCCUCCAACAGCUCAGUUCUUCUAACUUCAUAACAGAAAUGUUAAUGUCCACGAGCUGAACUCUGGAGUUUAGGAGUAAAAAGGGCGCCGAUGGGGUGGAAGGGCUCUAAACAGCAGCCUGCUCCGGUGACCCGAGGUGAGCUUCAUGACCACUGGAGCACCGGCUCCUCUGGAGUCACAUGCACAAAAAUAGAAGAACCCAAAAUAGAAGCUUAUGUUUUGAUUUAAAAAAAAGUUUUAAUUAUUAUUGAACAUCACAUAUGAUCGUACCUUUGUCCAUGCGUCUGUCCUUCUCACAUCGUCCUUCGCCUCCUUUUGAAGCGUUGCUGCUUUGAUGGAGACGAUCACCAUAGAGGAUCAUUUUCAGGCUUUCUCAUUCGUAUUUGUUGUAUUUUAAUUUUGUUUGUUAUAUUUUAUUGUGCAUAUGAAGUCAAUUGUGAUUUUCAUCUUGAAAGGCGCCACACUAAAACAACCUCCUUCAUGCUGUCGACAGCAUGAGUCACCUUCCAUCAUCAGAGCGUCACUUUUCCUCAUAACAGCGCACACAUUAGACUACAGCAGGCUUUUCUGACUACAACAGCUGAGACUUAGGCCUGAUUCAUGCUUCUCCGUCAGCUCCGCAAGGGACAGACACGCACGGAUUGACGGAAGCGUUUUGCUCUCAUUCUUCUCCGUCUCCUGGGGAGUGUAGCCAAGCAAUUCCCCGCCAGGACAGCAGAGGGCGCAGCGCUGUUCUGUGGUAGCCUGUCAUGUAUCGGUCCAAGAUAGCGUGUUUAUAUUGUGUUUGUUGUUUAUAAGAGACUUUUUAACUCAGACAAAUUUGUCUCUCAUCCUCCUCCACCUCUUCAUGCGCUCCCCACCUCUUAACCCACGUUUCCUGUCAUUUCCAAAUAAAACGCUUGCUGCGCAUCUUUUCACUCCUCCAGUCACGGGGGGAAUUAAACGUUCAUAUUUUUAGAGUUUUUUUCGCGAGGUAUUCUUCAAGCUGCUCCGUGUCUGCCGCUAGUUAUCCUCGACUCUCUUUAUGUUUUUGAGGGCGCAAUGCUGGCAGUGUAGACGACAGCGGCGUCCUGACCAAUCACAAGCUUGUGUUCUCGUCUCGACGGACGGAUGUUUAGAAAAGAGAGCUCUACUCCGUCCGUCCUCGCGGGGCUCUGCAACAGGCCCGCGAGGACGGAUAAUGGCGUCGCGUGUCUCCGCACCGACGCAGACGGAGAAGCGUGAAUCAGGCUUUGGGCCUUCGUUUGGCCCGUGCCGCUCCUGGUCAACGCUCCGUCACGGUAAACGGGUGCGUUUUGAGGGCUGAUAUAUGAUGGUUCUAACCUCACGCAUGCGUUUUCUGGAAUGCAUCAGCACAAGGCUAAGUUUGUGUAACAGUGGGUAAACAAGGCCUCUGGGCCUUUUCUUUAGCUUUAGCCCCCCCCCCCCAAAAAAGUGGUGAUGUCAUGACAAAAGUUACAAUCCUAUUUCGAUAUUUAGACAAUAUUGCGAGACUCUUGUGAGUAAUGGAAGUGGGUUGUCAGACUUCCUCUCGCCUGCACCUCGGACUGAUUUUAGAAAAUAUAAUAAUUUUAAUUUGGAGUUUAAACAGAAAAGCUCUUCACAACCCUGUUCUAAUAAUAAUGCACGCAGGUAAUAUCACACUCGUUCUGAUUUCCUUUCUUUAUCAACAUUCUGAUCUUGUUUUUUAAAUUAUGUUCCAAAACUGGGAAUCUCACAUCUUUCUGGUAUAGUUUUCCGAGCGGCUCCGCGCGCCGCUGGAGCUUUGCUGAUGAAGCUACUGUCAGGUUUGUGAUCUAUAACUGAAAAACCACAGAUCUGCAUUCACGUCUGACUUUGUAAAUGUAAGAUAUCAGUUAUUUUUGUUUGCUCGGUUAAACUUUGUGGCCCCUGACCUGCUCACCUGCUGUACGUCAACACGCCCGCCGCCGUGCAAAAAUAAAAACAUGGAUCCUUUCUUGACGGAUUUUUAAAAUUUGCUUUGAAAACUUGUGUUGGAAUGUUGUUUAAUCCCUUUAGUUUAAUCUGAACGGCACAUAUAACUUUGUACAGUAUUUAUAUAAUGAUAUUUUUGGAGUUUGGACAUCUUUUUAAUAAAAAUUAAUAAAUGAA
Messenger RNA from Nothobranchius furzeri (turquoise killifish), 3970 nucleotides. RefSeq names its product ankyrin repeat domain-containing protein SOWAHB. The record is from RefSeq and is a predicted model, not a curated record. NCBI's taxonomy places the organism in Eukaryota, Metazoa, Chordata, Actinopteri, Cyprinodontiformes, Nothobranchiidae.